UAAAACCUUUUCAACUCUACCCGGAGAAAUCGAGCAUGCCUCCACCGAAAAAACCCAACAAAAUGAACAAAGAUUCGAAGAAAAUCCAGAAAGGGAAGAAAAAGAAGAAGAAAAACAAGAUCAAGAUCAUCAAUAAGACAGCUGCAGUAGACAGUAAAGCUAUUGAUUCCGAAUGGUGGGACAUUUUCUGGAAGAGGAAUUCUACUUCGGAUGUUCCACUUGAUGAGGAUGAAGGAUUCAAGCAUUUCUUUCGUGUUUCGAAGAGAACGUUUGAGUACAUUUGUUCGCUCGUAAGGGAAGAUCUCAUCUCCAGGCCUCCUUCGGGGCUCAUCAACAUCGAGGGAAGACUCCUCAGUGUCGAGAAGCAGGUUGCUAUUGCGUUACGGAGAUUGGCUUCUGGCGAGUCUCAGGUUUCGGUAGGAGCUUCCUUUGGGGUGGGGCAAUCGACAGUUUCCCAGGUUACUUGGAGAUUUAUUGAGGCCAUGGAGGAGCGUGCGAGGCACCACCUCAAGUGGCCUGACUCGGGCCAAAUCGGGCGAAUCAAAUCUGGCUUCGAAGCGUUGUGUGGGUUGCCUAAUUGCUGCGGAGCGAUAGAUUCCACUCACAUAGUUAUGACCCUUCCUGCCGUUCAAACCUCGGACGAUUGGUGCGAUCAGGAGAACAAUUACAGCAUGUUCGUGCAGGGCGUUGUCGACUUUGAGAUGCGGUUUCUCGACAUAGUGACUGGAUGGCCCGGUGGCAUGCCUAUUUCCCGAUUGCUCAAAUGCUCUGGCUUUUACAAACUCUGUGAAAGUGGCGCGCGCCUGAAUGGUAACGUGAAAAAGCUAUCUGCGGGAGAAGAGAUUAGAGAGUACAUUGUUGGCGGUGCUAGUUACCCUCUUCUCCCGUGGCUCGUGACUCCAUUUGAAGGAGGCGAACCAACCUCAUCGUCAAAGUUCAAUCCGGUUCUCGAGACUGCAAGAUCUGCUGUUGUGAAGGCGUUCGCGCAGCUGAAGGGCGGCUGGAGAAUCCUCAACAAGGUGAUGUGGCGGCCUGACAAGAGGAAGCUACCGAGCAUCAUCUUGGUAUGUUGUUUACUUCAUAAUAUCAUUAUCGAUUGCGGGGAUAACUUGGAUCCCAGCGUUGCCUUGUCCGCGCAUCACGACUCCGACUAUAGAGGGCAUGUUUGUAAGCAAAUUGAUGAUGUGGGGAGAGAUGUUAGGGAGAGGUUGGUUAAGCAUUUGUUGUGUAGAAAUGGAAAUGUUUUGUGUUCUUGAUUUUGAUUGACUACAAGAAUUGUAGUGUAUGAGAAAUUAUGUUCUUGAUUGUAUGACUAGAUUUGGUUUAAGCUCUUUUGAGAA
Molecule: messenger RNA, 1340 nt
Organism: Salvia hispanica
Lineage: Eukaryota; Viridiplantae; Streptophyta; Magnoliopsida; Lamiales; Lamiaceae
Product: nuclease
Cellular component (GO): PRC1 complex; ESC/E(Z) complex
Molecular function (GO): chromatin binding
Source: RefSeq, a predicted model, not a curated record